UGUCAUUGGUCUUGCUUGGUCCUUGAUUGUGAUUGUUAGCUUGUUAUAUCAAAAUUAUAAUCCAUUUGUAAAUACAAAAUAUAUUUGUAAUAUGUAAUAGUCUGAGAGCGACUAGUAAAAUAGUUAUCUGUGCAUAAUACAUGCUCUGUGUUAAAUACAAUAUAGUACAUUUAUUCUAUGAAAUAUCAUCAAGAAUGUGCAGUGUGCAGUGAAUAAUGUUUUACAUGCUAGCGAUAAACAUUAUGGUUACCUAUUUUUAAUAUUGAAGCGAAUUGUGGUUGUGACUUCUGCGAACGCUGAUUUUAUUUUCACUGUAGAGGUAGAUCUAUAGGCAAAACAAUGUCAUCGCGGCACGAAGUACAACGACAUGAGCGUUCAGAAAGCGCAUCUUCGAAACAACGAAAUGACCACAGACAUAAAAGUUAUGAAAGGACUCGACCUCAGUCUCCUAAGUCAUCAAAGCAGAGAUCUGAUAGCAGAGAUAGAACUAAGCACAAAAAGAGUAAGAAAAAGAAAAGGCAAUCAUCUAGCAGCAGUUCAAGUAGUGAUGAAGAGGAGCUGAAGCUGCUGCAAAGGCUUGAAGCUGAACGACUUCGGCUGAAGGAGGAAAAGAAAAAACAGAAAGAACUACUAAAGGCAAAUGAAACACCAGAAGAAAAGAGGGCUCGUCGUUUACGGGAAAAACAAGAAAAGGAGCGCAAGCGUCGUGAGCGCAUGGGCUGGGAUAAUGAAUACCAAUGCUACACCAAUCAAGACAACCCGUUCGGGGACUCUGCGCUUACAAACACUUUUGUCUGGACCAAGAAACUUGCUAAGGAAGGCGUCAAGACUGUGUCACGUGAUGAAUUAGAAGCUCUCAAUCGACAAAAGCAGUUGGAAAAUAAAAUAGAAUUGGAAAAAGUGAAGCAGCGCCGCCUGGAGCGCGAGGCGGAGCGCGUGGCGCGCGAGGCGGAGGCGGCGGCCGCGGCGCGCGCGCGCGAGGCGCUGCAGUUCCACACGUGGGCGCGCCAGGAGGACGCCUUCCAUCUGCACCAGGCGCGUCUACGCUCGCAGAUACGCAUCCGCGACGGACGAGCCAAGCCCAUAGACCUACUGGCGUGGUACGUGAGCUCGGAGGAAUGCGUGGAUGCGCUGGAAAUGCACGAGCCCUACACUUACCUCAACGGUUUGCAGAGCCAGGACCUGGAAGAUCUGCUAGAAGAUAUCAAGGUGUACAAGGAACUGGAGAACAACGCGAACCAGGCGUACUGGGAAGACGUGCAGACCAUAGUGCUGGACGAGCUCAGCAAGCUGCGGCGCCUGGCCGCGCCCGACGCGCGCCGCGAUGGCGUCCACCAGGCCGUCGCCGACGACGUCACGCAGAUAUUCAAAGGCAAGACGGGCGCGCAGCUGGAGGCGCUGCAGACCCAGAUCGAGCAGAAGAUCAGCGGCCGCCACGACGGCGUCGACGUCGGCUACUGGGAGAGCUUGCUCAGCCAGCUUAAAGCGCACAUGUCGCGCGCGCGCCUCCGCGACCGCCACCAGACCAACCUGCGCCGCAAGCUGCAGCUGCUCAAGCAGGAGCAGGGCGUGCAGCCGGCGCGCGGAGACCAGGCGCGCGGAGACCACGACGUGCAGCCGGCGCGCGGAGACCAGGCGCGCGGAGACCACGACGUGCAGCCGGCGCGCGGAGACCAGUCGCGCGGAGACCACGACGUGCAGCCGGCGCGCGGAGACCACGACGUGCAGCCGGCGCGCGGAGACCUCGACGUGCAGUCUGCGCACCGAGACCAGGACGUACAGUCUGCGCACGGAGACCAGGACGUACAGUCUGCGCACGGAGACCAGGACGUACAGUCUGCGCACCAAGAGCAGAACGUGCAGUCUGCGCAGCAGGGACCGAGCUCUCAGCCCGCGCAGCAGAACUUGCAGCUCGAGCAGGGCGUGCAGGAGCAGAGUGCGUCGCGCGCCGCCAGCCCCGCGUGGGACGCGGACGAGGGCGGCGCGGCGGCGUGCGUGGCGCUGUACGAGGCGGGCCGCUACUCGCCCGCCCCGCUGGCGCCGGCCGCGGUUCACACGGGCUUCGAGUGGAACAAGUACAACCAGACCCAUUACGACAUGGACAAUCCUCCUCCUAAGAUCGUGCAAGGUUACAAGUUCAACAUCUUCUACCCGGAUCUAAUAGACAAGAAUUCCACGCCGGAGUUCUCUCUGAAACCGUGCCCCGAGAAUCCAGAUUUCGCAGUACUGAGGUUCCACGCGGGCCCGCCUUACGAAGACAUCGCGUUCAAGAUUGUGAACCGCGAGUGGGAAUACUCGUACAAGCGCGGCUUCCGCUGUCACUUCCACAACAACAUCUUCCAGCUGUGGUUCCACUUCAAGAGAUACCGCUACCGCCGCUAGACCGCCAUACACAUUAUUUACAUGCAAAAUGAACAACUGCAUUAAAAAUAUAUCCGAUGUGACCGUCAUUUAUUAAAUGGAUGAUGGGAA
Molecule: messenger RNA, 2472 nt
Organism: Spodoptera litura
Lineage: Eukaryota; Metazoa; Arthropoda; Insecta; Lepidoptera; Noctuidae
Source: RefSeq, a predicted model, not a curated record